This is a messenger RNA of Arabidopsis arenosa, 2263 nucleotides long. NCBI's taxonomy places the organism in Eukaryota, Viridiplantae, Streptophyta, Magnoliopsida, Brassicales, Brassicaceae. The record is from the annotation of a GenBank genome assembly.
UUCUACAGCUCUCAAAGACUCAAACCAUGAUGUUCCUUGGAGAAUCUUGGGUCUUAAUUGUAGCUUUAAGACUCGUGCCGGAAAACGAUACGUCCCCGUUUCGACAAGUGUAAUAUAAGUAAAUAACCGAGGGCAUAUCGGUCAUAUCCGCUAAUAAGCAAUUUAUGGUUCUUCGCUUCUCCUCCUCCUUCGCUCUCUCAAGCCCCCACUCUCCGUUGACUACUGACACUCGCCGUCUUCAUCUUCCCUCAAUGAUGGUCGGUGGUCUACUACGCUUCCUAGUUUCUCUACUCGCCGUAGCAAUUUGCAAUGCGGCUUCGAUUUCUCAGCCGAUUUCAGAAUCUCACAGAUCCGCGGCUCUCGACUUUGCGUUGUGUACUUGGAGGACUUUGGAGAUUCUUGGAAUUGAUAAGAAGUCUGAUUUAAGCUCAGCCACGUGUGAGAAUGUGGUUAAAGUUCUAGCGUCGCCUUCUUCUGCUUUGAGAGUUAAUGGGAUUCUUAAAUGCAAAUCUGGAGAAGAUGUUCCUAAGGUAAACAGUUGGACAUUGUCUGUCUCUAAACUUCAAGCUCGCGCUAAGGAUGCCAAGUUAUUGCUUGACUUCUACUAUUCUGUCAGAGGCUUAGUGCUUGUCAAGGAGCAAUUUUCUGGAACUGAUCUAAGUCUUGCUGAUGCCGAAGCCAUUUUCCCUUCAAUAAAGGCUCUCAGCCAGAGUGAUGGAAGAUGGCGCUACAGCUCCAACAAUCCGGAAUCAAGCACCUUUGGUGCUGGCUUAGCAUUCGAAACUCUUGCUGGAGUGAUUUCAUUAGCACCUUCAGGGAUUGAUCAGUCAAUGAUCCAGACACUGAAGACGGGUAUCUUGAAGCUUUUUGACAGAAUCCAAAAAUAUGACGAUGGGACAUUUUACUUCGAUGAUAGUGAAGGCCCGAUCUCAACAACUGCAUCAGUAAUUAGAGGGCUCACGUCAUUUUCAGCUUCAGAAUCCACAGGAUUGAACCUUCCAGGUGAUAAGAUAGUUGGUUUGGCCAAGUUCUUUCUUGGUGUCGGAAUUCCUGGAGAUGCCAAGGAUUUCUUCAACCAAAUAGAUGCACUAGCUUGUUUGGAAGAUAACAGGCAAUGCUACUUUCUUGCUCUCUUUAUGCAAUUUCUCUUUGUUUUAUUUCAGUUCUCUGUUCCACUCAUCUUGUCUCUUCCAUCUACUGUCAUUUCAUUGACAAAGAAAGAGCUUCUGAAGGUUAAAGUUAGCACUGUACUCGGUUCUAAGGCACCAGCUCUUAGUGUGAAGGUCGCAGAAGCGCUAAAUUCAAAGGGCUCUAAGUUUGACGCUGACAGUGCAACGUACUUCUUGGACUCCUUUCCCAAGAACCUUGAUGUUGGGAAGUAUACAUUUGUAUUUGAGAUUUUGCUUGAUGAGUCGGCAAAUGAAAAAGCUUACGUAACUGAAGCUCAAACAAAAGUGCCUAUAGCCGCCACAGGAGCUAUUAGCAUUGAGAACGCAGAAACUGCUGUACUUGACAGUGAUGUUGGGAGCGUUGAAUCUCAGAAAAAGCUAGAUUUAACUAAAGAUGAGGCAGUAUCAUUAUCAGCAAACCAUCUCCAAAAGCUACGUCUGUCAUUCCAGUUAACUACUCCACUUGGCCUUGUUUUUAAGCCACACCAGGCAUUUCUCAAACUGAAACAUGAGUCACAGGAUUUUCUUGGAUUGGUUGAGAAGCUCUACUACCUUUCUGGUAAAUAUGAGAUCCAGCUAACUAUUGGAGAUGACCUACCAGAACGUCCAGAGAAGGCGCCUCUUCCUCCUCUACAGCCUACUGACCCUUACUCGAGAUAUGGGCCAAAGGCUGAGAUAUCACACAUCUUCUGUGUUCCUGAAAAGCUUCCUGCGAAGAAAGUUUCACUAGUCUUCUUAGGUCUUAUAGUUCUCCCAUUCAUCGGUUUCCUGAUUGGGCUGACACGGUUGGGAGCGAACAUAAAGAGCUUCCCAUCAUCGAUUGGAGCUGCAACAUCCGCUCUACUAUUCCACGGCGGCAUCGGAGCUGUUCUGCUUCUCUACUUGGAUCUGUUCACGACACUAAAGGCACUUUCUUUGUUGGGAGUGUUUCUGUUGUUCGUUGGACACAGCACACUCUCUCACCUCGCAGCAGCAUCGAACAAGUUGAAAUCUGCUUGAAGAAUGUAUUCAACUAUGGUGGAUUCUGUGUUCCAUGGAGCAGUUUUUUUCUUUCCAGUUUUGUAGCAUUACUUUAAUAUAGAUAAUGGUGAUAG